This is a messenger RNA of Anopheles maculipalpis, 429 nucleotides long. It is a transcript of the gene Sbat, whose product is annotated as N-alpha-acetyltransferase 38, NatC auxiliary subunit. Gene Ontology annotation, cellular component: NatC complex. Lineage: Eukaryota; Metazoa; Arthropoda; Insecta; Diptera; Culicidae. Gene Ontology annotation, molecular function: RNA binding. The record is from RefSeq and is a predicted model, not a curated record. Bases 1 to 420 code for a protein of 139 amino acids. The transcript is spliced from 4 exons.
AUGAAGGAGUCUGCAAAGGACAUCCAAGAGCAUCCUCCUGCAGGGAUGGGAGAAACUGCAGAUGUUUCUGUUUCCGAACCAAACAAGGCUAAAUACCAACAGGCUCUUGACCAAGCAUUUUCCAGAAUGGAUAUACAACAAAAGAGCAGCAAUGAUGAGUACAGUGAUGAUGAGGACAGAGCAAUGCAGAAGCGUGAAAUGCUGCGAAGCUGGCUAAAUCGAUUGUUUCGUAUCAAGAUGACGGACGGUCGGAUAUUGAGCGGAUAUUUCGUUUGCACCGAUGCCGAUGCGAAUGUUGUGCUGCAGGGGACGAGCGAAUUCACCGAAAUAGGAGGUGAAGAACGUAUUCUUGGGCUGGUUAUGAUACCGGGCCGUUACAUUGUUUCGAUAGAAGAACGCAAUCCACCCGUUUUAUGGUAACAAUCAAAA